This is a messenger RNA of Drosophila subobscura, 3234 nucleotides long. RefSeq names its product protein HIRA homolog (gene Hira). The transcript has 5 exons. Gene Ontology annotation, molecular function: nucleosome binding; protein binding. The coding region runs from base 136 to 3234 and encodes 1032 amino acids. NCBI's taxonomy places the organism in Eukaryota, Metazoa, Arthropoda, Insecta, Diptera, Drosophilidae. Gene Ontology annotation, cellular component: nucleus; HIR complex. The record is from RefSeq and is a predicted model, not a curated record. Gene Ontology annotation, biological process: DNA-templated transcription; chromatin remodeling; regulation of DNA-templated transcription.
GCGGUCACACUAGUGAGGCCGGCUGUAAAUGUUUAAAAAACUAUUAUUAGUUUUUAUUAGUUGAUUAGCCCGAUUGCAGGGAGAUCCAAUCUGAUAAAAGAUACUCGCUGUCGGUAGCCAGGUCUUUGUGUUUCCAUGAAGCUCCUAAAACCCGCAUGGGUCCAUCACGAUGCAAAGCAAAUCUUCUCGGUAGACAUACAUCAGGACUGUACAAAGUUCGCCACCGGCGGUCAGGGCAACGAUUGCGGUCGUGUCGUUAUCUGGAACCUUCAGCCGGUGCUCAGCGAGAAGGAUGAGUUCGAUGAGGCGAUACCGAAGAUGCUGUGCCAGAUGGACCAGCACCUGGCGUGCGUCAACUGUGUGCGCUGGUCGCAGAACGGCGUCUACCUCGCCUCCGGCUCCGACGAUAAGCUGAUAAUGAUUUGGCGCAAAAGCACCGGAUCCAGCGGUGUCUUCGGCACCGGCGGCAUGCAGAAGAAUCACGAAUCGUGGCGCUGCUUCCACACGCUGCGCGGCCAUGCGGGCGAUGUGCUGGACCUCGCCUGGUCCCCCAAUGACAUCUAUUUGGCCAGCUGCAGCAUCGACAACACGGUCAUCAUUUGGGAUGCCCAGGCGUUCCCCGCGAUGGUGACCACGCUGAAGGGGCACACGGGCCUGGUGAAGGGUGUGUCCUGGGAUCCGGUGGGCAGGUUUCUCGCCUCCCAGUCCGACGAUCAUAGCAUCAAAACGUGGAACACCAUCGACUGGACACUCUCCGAGACGAUCACGGAGCCGUUCGAGGAGUGCGGCGGCACGACGCAUAUUCUGCGUCUCUCCUGGUCCCCGGACGGCCAGUAUCUGGUCUCGGCGCAUGCCAUGAACGGCGGCGUACCCACCGCACAGAUCAUCGAGCGUGAGGGCUGGCGCUGUGACAAGGAUUUCGUUGGUCAUCGCAAGGCCGUCACCUGCGUCCGCUUCCACAACUCGGUGCUGUGCCGCCCAAUGCCCGAUGGCCAGAAGAAGCGGCAGUACUGCUGCCUGGCCGUUGGCUCCAGGGAUCGCUCGCUGUCCGUCUGGAUGACGGCGCUGCAGCGGCCGCUGGUACUCAUCCACGAACUGUUCGAGGACAGCAUCCUGGACCUGUCCUGGGGCCCCGACCAGUGUCUGCUGAUGGCCUGCAGCGGCGACGGCACUGUGGCCUGCCUGCAGUUCACCGACGAAGAGCUCGGCGAGCGACUCUCCGCGGACAACAUGGACGCGCUGUUCAUGAAGCUUUACGGGGAGUUGUAUGGCGCCGGCUUGGGUCUCGGCAACAAGACGUCGGUGGUGACAGCCGAUCAGAGUUGUUCCUACCAGUCGGAGGCGUCGGCACUGCAAACGUCGGCUCUGCCUUUUCCGCUGCCCAAUGCCGCGCUGGAGCGACGCACGGCCUCCACGGCACAGCGACCCAUCAGCAAGCAGACCGAGACACGCACAAAGGAUGGCAAACGAAGGAUUACGCCCAUGUUCAUACCGCUGAAUGAGGAGGAGCGUGCUCCAGCCUCCAUUGCCUCCAGCAGUGGCACGCCCACAGUGCCAGCCGCGAUAGAACGUUCGCAUGCCACCACGCCCACGGAGUGCGCGGUGACGCCACGCAUGCCCGAGCCGCUGGUGUCGUCGGCACGCAAGAAUCAGCCAGCAGCGGCGCAUCGGCGGCAGGAUCGAACGCCCUUCGAUACCAGCCAGCAGGCGGACUUUCCACGCUCGCCCAAGACCCCCGACGAGCAUCAGGGCACAACAAUGGGUCCCAAGCUCAAUAUUACGGCCACGGCGAAGAGUGAGUUCGUGAAGACGGCCCUCGACUACAGGCUGCUCGUGCAGAAUGGACACCUGAAGACGAGUCAUGGGAUGCUGGCCAAGGUGACGGCCAGCAUUGAUGGUGAAUUCCUGUGGGAGUUCUAUGUGGGCUCGCCUGUGGUCAAUGUGAAUCUCUGCGCCAAAUACUGCAUGCUCUGCUCCCUCGAUGGCAGCAUGCGGCUGAUAUCAAUGGAAACGGGCUGUCAUGUCUUCCCAGCCAUUGCUCUCUCCAGCUCGGCCGUGCACUGCGCCUUUAGUCCCGACAACAGUUUGGUGGGCGUGCUGACUGAAUGCGGUUUGCUGCGCAUUUGGAAUAUUGCUGGUGCGACGAUUAGCCUGGCCGCUGGCUGCAAGGAGCUGCUGAUCAAGCACGGCGCUGUCGUGCAGUUCUCGGUGACGGAUCAGGGCAUGCCGCUGAUUGGCUUCCCCAAUGGCAACUCCUACUCGUACUCCACCAGCCUCGAGUCAUGGCUGGUGCUGGCCACCAAGGAUGCGAUCAUGUACCAUGGCAUCCGCGGCACUCUGCCCCGCGACGAGGAUCUUGUGGCGCGUAAAUUUCCGCUGCUCAGCAUGCAGGCCAGUAGCCAGAAUUACUUUGUGCUCGGCAGCGGCAUGGAGCUGCGUAAAUUGGAGAGCUGGCAGCAGACGGCAAAAAUUCUGUUCAUCGACAAUCAAAUCAAGUUGUGCGAAGCGCUGCAAUCGACGGAUGAACUGAAGCAUUGGCACACGAUGCAGGCGCUUCAAUUAUCCGCCUAUGGCUCGGAGAAACGUUUGCGCAUGUUCCUCGAUGAGUUGCUCUCGAACUCGGACACGGGCAUAUCAACGUUCGCGUCAAAGCACGAGCUGGCGCAGUGCGUGCUGGACACAUUGAAGUCGCACGGACAGUGGCGUCGCCUGCACACGGAAUACACGGAACUGCUUAAGUUCUGCCGCAAUCAGCGUAUUGAGGAGAUCUUUGCCACGCCCGCACCGCCACAGCCGCGUUCGGCCUCACCCAGUCCGCCGCAUCAGCAGCAAACGGUGUCGCCCAGUCCGCCGCGUGUGCCCCCCACUGUGUCGCCCAGUUCGCCGCGCACAUCCCAAACGGUCUCGCCCAGUCCGCCACGUGUGCCGCCCAGUCCGCCGCGUACGGCCCCAGCGGUCUCUCCUAGUCCGCCCAAUCCACAAGCCGGCAUGCCGAGCGUGUCCCCCAAUGCCUCACAGCUGCCCAGUCCUGGCACAGUGUCACCCGAAACGCCACAAUCGGGCACAGAGUCAUCCGGCACGCCGCCCGGUCAGUUGUUGCCGCAAACAGCCGCCACCAGUCCGCUGCAAACGCACUUUGUGUCCUCCAGUCCGUCACAGUCGGGCACACAAUCGCCCCAAACGCCACAAUCGGAAACGGAGUCGCCACAGCCGCCCAGUCCGGUGUAUCCCUAA